Mangifera indica (mango) is the source of this 1095-nucleotide messenger RNA. Its product is annotated as transcription repressor OFP15. The transcript has a single exon. The record is from RefSeq and is a predicted model, not a curated record. NCBI's taxonomy places the organism in Eukaryota, Viridiplantae, Streptophyta, Magnoliopsida, Sapindales, Anacardiaceae. Gene Ontology annotation, biological process: negative regulation of DNA-templated transcription. The coding region runs from base 162 to 1004 and encodes 280 amino acids.
CUUAUAAGAAUAAAUUGAAGGUCCCCAACAACCAACCCUAGCUAACUCCCUUUAUGCUCUUCUUCUUCCCAAUUAAUGCCUCCAUAAAUACAUAUAUUUGACCCCCUGAAAUUCAUUUCAAAACUUUCACAUCUUCAUUUCCUUUCUUCUUCCAGACCCACAUGGGCAAGAAAAUGAAGCUUCCUAAUUUUCUCUCCAAAAAUAAUAGCACCACAAGAUUAGCAAGAUCAUCUUCUUGGCCAUGGCCUUCUUGUCACCAACCAAGAACUCCUUCUUUUAGAACCAAUUAUAAUAAUAAUAAUAAUCAUAUUGUUAUUAUUGAUAAUAACACCAUCAAUUCAGCCUGUAAGUUAGAUUUGCUUGAUGAUCAUCAUCUCCAAGCAACUCGUGAUUCUUCAUGGUUCACCACCACUUCGACGGCCUCAGAGGAAGAAUGGAGAGCGGUUGAUUCCUCCGUGGAGAGUGUCAUCAAAGGCUUGAAAUUUGAAACUGAGAGGCUGUUUUUUGAGCCGGGUGAGACGAGUUCAAUCCUGGAGGAAGCAAAGACAGGAGGGUUUCCGUUUAAAAAGAGUUUAGUUUUGUCAAUGGAGUCUCAAGAUCCUUACGUUGACUUCAGAAAAUCCAUGGAGGAAAUGGUGGAAGCUCAUGGGUUGAAAGAUUGGGAAGAUCUUGAAGAGCUUUUGAGCUGCUAUUUAAGAGUCAAUGGAAACAGCAACCAUGGAUAUAUAGUUAGAGCUUUCGUUGACUUACUUGUCGCUCUCGCUCUCUCUGCUUCUUCUUCUUCAUCAUCGUCUUCAAGUAAAACCAACACAGCUACAACUACUUGUUAUUCGUCUUCAUUAGCUUCACCUUGUUGCUGUUCUCGUUCUCCUUCUUCUCCAUUAUCAUUUUUCACUUCUUCUUCAGAAGAUUCUUCUUCAACUCCUUGUACCGUUUCUUUAUUACAAGGCGAUGCGGAGGAGGAGGAGAUUGAACAAAAAGAUAAUACAUCUUCUUCAUCUUAAUUAAUUGCUUGUAUUCAUGAUUCCCCUCUAAUCUUUGUAUAUAUCCAGACGUUUUUUUGUCUUUUAAGAAUUAAUUAUGGAUUAUUUCUCA